CAGCACGUUCCAUUUCUCACCUACUUACCGGUCCAUCGGAUUUCGAAAUAUAAAGGUGAUGAUUACUCCACAAGCAAAGCCACUCAUUCUUUGGAUGUUGAAAUAUAUAAUUUGUGGUCUAUAAAAUACACGCAUCCAUAAUCAUCAUAUAUCAAUAGAUUACGUAUAAAAUUAUACAUAUUUACGAAAAUGGUGGUCAAACUAUAUGGGCAGAUAAAAGCAGCUAAUCCACAAAGAGUAUUGCUCUGUUUUUUGGAGAAAGGCAUCGAGUUUGAAGUGAUUCAUGUCGAUCUCGAUCAACUUGAGCAGAAAAAAACAGAACAUCUUCUCCGUCAGCCGUUUGGUCAAGUUCCAGCUAUUGCUCAAGCUUUUCUUCAACUUCAAGAGUCGCGAGCCAUAGUGAGGUACUACGCGACAAAGUAUGCGGACCAAGGAGCGGACCUCUUGGGCAAGACUUUGGAGAAACGAGCCAUUGUUGACCAGUGGGUGGAAGUUGAGAAUAACUAUCUUUACGCUGUGGCUCUACCCUUAGUUAUUAACGUCGUCUUUAAGCCCAAGUUUGGUGAGCCAUGCGACGUCACUUUGGUUGAGGAGCUAAAGGUCAAGUUCAAGAAGGUCCUCGAUGUGUAUGAGAACCGAUUAGCUACGAACCGGUACUUGGCCGGUGAUGAAUUCACAUUGGCUGAUUUGACUCAUAUGCCCGGUAUGAGAUAUAUCAUGAAUGAAACCAGUUUGAGCGGUUUGGUUACGUCUCGAGAGAAUGUUAACCGGUGGUGGAAUGUGAUUUCGAUUAGACCGGCUUGGAAGAAGCUCAUGGAUUUGGCUGCCUAUUAAAUUAGUUCAAGUUUACAUGGAUGGUGGAUGGUGCUGAUGAUGAUAAUUAUAAUGUGGUAUUUGGACCAAAUUAAGUAAAAUUGUUUUUUUCAAAUAAAGUUAAAUC
This is a messenger RNA of Camelina sativa (false flax), 940 nucleotides long. Lineage: Eukaryota; Viridiplantae; Streptophyta; Magnoliopsida; Brassicales; Brassicaceae. The record is from RefSeq and is a predicted model, not a curated record.